AAUUGCUAGCUUUAAUGAAACUAAGUCUGCUUCCUACUUGUACUUAAUAAAUACGUAUCCUCAUAUUUUUUGGUCGCAAAAAUGACAAGCUAGAAAAUAGGUUUUGUUUGCGAGAGUCCGAUGUCAUCGAUCACGGCUCGCCGACUGCGUCAGUGGAGCGUCCGCGCGCCCUGAGUUCAGUGCCGACUGAAGACUACUACACCAACCAAUUUAGGAAUGCGUAUCGAGACACAGCGUUCAUCAUGAGUUGGCAGAUAGUGCUAUGCUUGAGCGCGGCAUUAGUGGCUGCCACAAACCUGGCGCAGAACACUCUGGAAGACGACUUGCAGGCUUUGCCUGGAAACGAGCCUCUUAUACCUCCAGCCGAAAUUACAGGUAUUAUAAAUGAACAAAUGGGUGCCAUAAAUUUAAUCGGAAAUUCUGAAGAAAAUGAAAUCAUUGGCGAAACUACAACUGAAGAACCAGAAGACACUACUACUACCCAGGAGCCUACUACCACAAAACAAGGCACUACCGAAAAAACCAAGAGUAUAACUGAGGAUCCCUCUAAUGUAUCACAAAAGCUGACAAUAACAGAUAAUAAAGUUUCACCUGAAUCUGGACCAGAGGUUGGAUCCAACGGAGGCGAUGAAGGAAAUAUAGAAGGUGAUGGCGACGAGAAUAACGAAGUGGGUGGUGGUGGUGGGGACCAGGAAGAGGGCGGCAGUGGGGAUCACAAUGUGGGUGGUGGCGGGGAUCAAGAAGCGGGCGAUGGUGGAGAUCAAGAAGUAGGUGGAAGUGGCAAUCAAGAAGCAGGUGGAGGUGGGGAUCCAGAUGUAGGCGGAGGAGAGGGUGGCGGUAGUAAUCAGGAAGAGGACUGCGGCGGCGGGUGUACGGAAGAGAUUGGCGGUGCCCACCCCGAUGCGGUUGGCGAGGCUGGUGGCGGUGGUGGCGCAGGAGACAAUAAUGAUCCAGAAGCAAUUAGUGCUCAGAGUCAUCAAAAUAUAGAAGAUGAGGUAAUUUGCGAAGGCGUACAUGCAGAAGACGUAACUAUUGAGACAACGACUGGGCAAGUCCAGGGAAAUUGUUGGAAAGAUAAGCCCGAUAUAAUUAGCUACAUCGAUAUACCAUAUGGAAGCUUUAAUAUGUUUGAGGAUCCAGUUCCGCCUAAAAAACUCGACAGUAUUCAUGAACAGAAAGUCCAUGAAAAGCGAUGUCCGCAGAUGGAAGGCAAUACAUAUGUCGGACACAAGGAGUGUUUGACGUUGAGUAUAUUUAAACCAUUGGAAGCAACGGAUGCCAGUGUCCUUUUCCACAUUCAUGAAGGAUAUUUUAGUAUGGGAAGCGGAAAUCCAGCUAUUUAUGGUCCUGAACAUUUAGUGUUAAAAGGUGUUAUUCUAAUUUUACCAAAUUAUAGAUUAGGACCACUCGGAUUUCUGUGUUUGCAUAAUACUACUGCUCGAGGAAAUGCAGCGUUAAAAGACCUUACACUAGCAUUAAAUUGGGUACAUGAUAAUAUAAAGAAAUUUGGUGGAAAUCCAGCAAAAAUUGCCGUGAGUGGAGAUGGAACUGCAGGAGCUUUAGCGGGAUAUUUAGCUUUGUCUCCAAUAUCUAAGAAUUAUGUUAGCAAAGUCAUCGCAGAAAGCGGUUCGGUAUUGUCUCAUUGGGCAAUUGACAGAACACCCAUGGUUAUUGCAGCAUCGCUAGCACGAGCCAUUGGAGAAUUUGAGUCCUGGACAGAUGUAGAGAUAGAUACAGUUAUAAGAGCCGGAAGAGACCUUACUUUUAGGCCUUGUAUAGAAAGAAACAUGAGUGAUGUGAAAAAUUUCAUGUUGGCAACACCGUGGGAAAUGAUAGAGAAUCAAGAAUUUGCAACAGCUUUUAUAAUAGGAUCUGCACAAUACGCAGGCGUUCAUGACUUUAUUAAUGACAACACUAUAACUAUACAAGGAUUCCUGCAGGACAUUGGGCGCUUGAUACCUAAUGAUUUGAAAUUUCAAAAUAUAAAUGAAAGGAACUCCGUAGCAGAGCAAAUAAAAAAUCAGUAUUUCAACGAGUCUGUUACUAUAGGCGACGUGCAAAAGCUUGCUACAUACUUUACAGAUUUUGCAUAUCUUAGUCCCAGUAUCAGAACAGCGCGAAGUUUGGUCAAUUCAGGAGCGACAGUUUUUUUCUAUGAAUUUUCAUUUGUUGGCGGUCUUAAUAGAGAAUUACUUGCUCUUGAAAAGCCUCAACAAGAGGCUAUAAAAGGGGCAAUUAAAAGGGACCUAGUCGGAUAUCUAUUUAUGAGCGAAGAUCAUGACGAAAGUAAUGUUCCAGCAAAAGAUCAGCGCAUGGUUGACCAACUAACUGAUUUGUGGAUUAGUUUUCUUAAACACGGACAACCAAGUGUCAACAUGAGAUCAUUCGUACAAACAACCGAAAAAAAUAUAAUGCAAUGGAACAAGUUUGAGAACACAACGGAUUCGAACGAGGAAUGGUUGUCGAUAGGUGAUCCGAUAGCCUUAAGGAAAGGCUUGCACGUGGAGCGGCUGCGGCUCUGGACCGAAGUAUACGAUAAGCACUUCAUCGAGCACAGCCUGGCCUCCGGGUUCACACCCAGCGUGUACACCGUGCUUGUUCUGCAGGUUGUCUUCCUGCUCAGCUUCUUUAGGAAUGCCUCACAUUUUAUUCACUAAUGGGUAAAACCCUUACUUAAAUGUUUAACAAAUUAGGAAAUGCCAUGUACUUUACAAUGUAUCAGAGUGGUUUAUUUGAAAUUAAAAUGGACACACUAA
Molecule: messenger RNA, 2756 nt
Organism: Trichoplusia ni (cabbage looper)
Lineage: Eukaryota; Metazoa; Arthropoda; Insecta; Lepidoptera; Noctuidae
Product: esterase E4-like
Exons: 4
Coding region: 243-2657 (804 amino acids)
Source: RefSeq, a predicted model, not a curated record